Molecule: messenger RNA, 697 nt
Organism: Ananas comosus (pineapple)
Lineage: Eukaryota; Viridiplantae; Streptophyta; Magnoliopsida; Poales; Bromeliaceae
Product: 40S ribosomal protein S28-like
Exons: 3
Coding region: 324-521 (65 amino acids)
Biological process (GO): maturation of SSU-rRNA; translation; ribosomal small subunit assembly
Cellular component (GO): cytosolic small ribosomal subunit; ribosome
Molecular function (GO): structural constituent of ribosome
Source: RefSeq, a predicted model, not a curated record
GGAACCUGAACUAAUAAAGGGCCCAGGCUUGGGCUUUGAUACUUUUGUUCCUUUUUUAAACGAAAAACGCGAAGGUCGGAACUAGGCCCGGUCCGGCCCAUGUACAACAGUAAACUCCGCUAAUUGGAGGGCCAUUGUCAUCAAAAACGGAGGCAAAUCAGCCUCCCGUAAGUCUCCUGCGGUUUUUUAUUUUAUUUGAGGGUUUAUUUCUCAUAGGAUCGCCCUCGUUUGCAAGGGAGAAAAAUCGCCGUCGCUGCUUAAUUAGUUGAGGGGUCUUCACUCUCUUCGAGCGAUUUCGAGGGUUUCUGGUUUGUGCUAACUUAAUGGAUGCCCAAGUGAAGCUUGCGGUUGUGGUUAAGGUCAUUGGCCGAACUGGGUCGAGAGGUCAGGUGACCCAAGUUAGGGUUAAGUUUCUGGACGACCAGAACCGGCUCAUCAUGAGGAAUGUGAAAGGGCCAGUGAGGGAGGGUGAUAUCCUCACCUUGCUCGAGUCUGAAAGAGAGGCUAGGAGGCUGCGCUGAUGCUGUUCCUUAUUGCAGGAGCUCUAUUAUGGCUUUUGGUGAUGCAUUGCUGCUAUAAUUGUUUUUCACAGUUGGUGUUUUGGAUUGUUAGAGCAAGUAUUCAAUACUAUGAGACUGCAAAGGUGCUAUUUUUUUUUUCCCCUCUCGUCUGAUUAAGAUUGAAAAGUUGUCUUGAA